AUGGAAAGAAACGGGAGUUUAAAACAUAGGAAAAUUAUCUACACGGAUAGUAUUCGUAAAGAUAAACCAAGUUCACUUAAGUAUGAAGUUCUGGUGUACGCAGACAACUACACAGAAAAUUUGGCGGAGUCAGAAUCACUUAUCACCUUAUUUGGUAACCAUGAACGCAAGGAGACGUGGACUUUUCAUCGACAGGGGAAGGUUACUAGGAUGGAAAUCGAGACGUUUAAAAAUUUAGGGAGUCCAGAAAGAAUGCAGAUUGUACCGAAGGGUUCUGGCCAUUUGUGGUUUUUGGAGAAAAUCCUAGUUGUAGAUCUCCAAAACAGUAACUUAUUUGAAUUCGGACCAUCUUCUUGGAUAGACGAUUCCUCGCCCAGUUUCAACUUUCAACUGCUAAGAAAAAUCGAGAAACCAAACAAAAGAGAGCAUGCCAGUGAUCCUCAGCUUGAUAUUUUAAACUGUCAGAUAAUUUUGGACUCAAUUUUGAGUCAAAAUCAAGAAGAACUAGAACGCACGCUUUCAAAGAGACGCUCGACCAAUGUAAAUGUCCCUUUGCAUGGAACAGAAGAUCGUCUGCUUCACGCAGCAGUGUGCACGGGCAACGUAAACAUUGUAAAGGCGUUACUCAGUCACGCUGAUAUAGAUGUCAAUGUUCACGGUACCCAGGGCCUCACGCCAUUACAUACUGCCAGCUCUCUCACAGAUGGCAACCUCAUCGUCACAUUGUUGGUAGAAGCCGGUGCGAACAUUGAGGCCAGAGAUGAGAGUGGCUGCACACCACUGGCGCUUGCUGUGUUACGUGGUAACCUUCAGUCAGUGCAAGCUAUUCUAAGUAACGGUGCGCGUUUUGACACAACAAAUGAUGAGAACAAAAAUAUCCUACAUCUAGCUGUCACAAACCCAGAGCUUCUGCACUUCUUGUUACAAAAACAAGAAGCAAAACCUUUAUUAAAGAGAUUUGACAAGGUUGGCUGCACCCCCAUUCAUUACGCUGCCAGGGAAAGCGCUGAAGCUGUUCGUUUGAUACUGCAAUAUGGGGGGGACAUCUGCGACCGUGAUGGCUACGGCAGGUAUGCUAUUCACUACACCUCUGACACAGUCGUUACGGGAUGCUUAAAAGAAUUAGUCCACGGAGGUGCUGUUGUCAACUGCGAGGACGACUUUAAGAACAGGCCAUUGCACCUAGCGUGUUCUGCUGGAAAUGCCGCCAUGGUGAAAGCUCUGAUCAAAUUUAAGGCCUCCGUAUCUCAGAACAUAAAAGGGGAGUCUCCUCUUCAUUUGGCAGCAAAGUCGGGAAGUUUAGAUUGCGUUACAGAACUCCUAAAUGUAUUUUCCUCCUCAUUGGAUAUGAUCGAUUGUGAAGGGGACACAGCUCUCCAUGUAUCCGCCCGUCAAGGCCACGUUCAGCUCGUGAAAGCUCUUUUGGACCAGGGGUGCAGGGUUAGUUACAACUGGCAUAGACAAAACGUCUUGGAUGUCGCUAUGGUUGCAGGCAAUGAAGAUGUUGUACUGCUUUUGGCGUCACGACCUGAUUGGGCAAGAUUCCUGCGUUUGCCAAACAGCCCUGACGGCCACCCUCAACUGCCAGAAAUAAUGCAGAAAAUGCCGGACGCCGCAGAAAAAUUUCUAGAUCAGUUCGUCACCCAGGAAGAGGAGAAACAAGAAAAAGAUUCCAAUCCGCUGAUUAAGCUGUUCGAUCACGCACGAAAAAAGGGUUUACGAAUCAAAACUAUAUUUGAGCGAUUGGAUACCAACAAUAGUGGAUCGUUGUCUCGAGACGAAAUCCGACAAGGAUUGCAGAUGAUGGGGACCGAUUUCCAAGAGGAGGAAGUUGACCAAAUUAUUACCACUUUCGAUCGUAAUGGUGACGGGGAAAUAAACUUGCGUGAAUUAUACGAUAAACUUCCCCAGGGUAAUACGUCUUCCUUUCGCCAGAAGAAAUUCCAGCGCUUUCGUUACGACUUCAGGUAUCUGAAAGGCCACGGUGACAAUACUCCACUUAAAGCUUUGAUCAAGAUGGACGCGGUUGAAAACGCUACGUACGUACGAUGCAUGCACCACCCCGUGGUCGAAAAGCUAGUGGCGGUCAGUUGGCAGAAGUUUGGAGUGUAUGUCUACUUCUUGAAUUUCUUCACAUUUGUGGUGUUUUUGUGCCUACUGACCUCUUUGAUAGUUAUGGAAACGGAUAUUCAUUACUUGAAUAUUACCCAUAAUCUAAAUAGCACCUCCGAGAAAUAUGCGGAAGUGUUGCACGGAGGGAAUUACCACACCGCUCUGGCAACAAUUGUCAUGGCAACCAUACUUAUCCAGAUGAUAAAAGAACUGUGUCAAUUGAAAGUCCAGGGAAUAACAGCAUACAUGGAGUUUGACAAUUUUAUAGAAUGGGCCUUAUAUAUCACAAGUUUUCUUUUCACUCUCGGGGCACUUGGUGAGUUUUUACCAAAAGAUUAUUUCAGCGAUGAUGUCCGAAUGCAGCUGGGUUCCGUAGCAGUCUUCUUGGCGUGGUUGGAUUUUGUUCUGUUUCUAGAACUCAUCCCAGUCUUUGGUAUAUACGUCCAUAUGAUCAAGAUACUACUGGGUACCCUUCUCAAAGUCAUUUGGAUAUUGCUUACGUUUGUAAUAGCGUUUGGGUUGGCGUUUUACGCCCUCAAGAACUCGAUCACCAUGUUUCAAACGGCUGGCGUUUCGAUUAUAACAGUAGGUUUGAUGAGCUUCGGCGAGCUCGGUUACCAUGAGAACUUUAUCAAUAGGACGCAACAGUACGAUUUAGGUGUAGUUAUGUUGAUAAUCUUUUGUUUACUAGUUGUGAUCAUCCUGAACAACCUGCUCAUUGGUCUAGCUGUAGGAGAUGUGGAGGCAGUGCGGCACAUAGCUCAGAUGAAACAGCAAAUAAUGUCCAUAGAGCUUUACCUCCAUCUAAGUGACUCAUGGCUGGCCCAACUUCUAAAAAGUCGAGUCAGUCUCGAUGAAUACUUUGAGAACCGUGAGAUACGAAAGAAGCGGGAUGUAUGGGAAAUGCUUAAACCAAUUUUAGAAAUCGGCCUAAAUGAACAUGAAAAUGAAGAGGCAAACGCGGAUUUAAGCAUCCACCAGAAACUAUCUGAAUUAUGCACUGUUAUGAAGAAUAUACAUCAGCGUCUUGAUGCAAUCGAAGAAAGGUGUGACGUUAGAAAAUGGUCCGAAAGAGCGCAGCACCACGAGCAGUUUCCUUCUUGUAAACCAUUCCCUCAAACCCAGUGUUACAUUGGAUCAACUCAGCAGUCCAGCAAAGAAUCAGUAGUAGUAGCUGCGACUGGAAAUAGUCCACAGAAUGAUGAAAGUAAAAUGUGGAAACCGCACAAGCAAAAUAAAACAGUGACAUUCGAUUCAGUGCGCACACGCUACCUGUCUGGCGACAGCGCCCAUACGAUACACGAGGAAGACGUUGACAAUUUACACAAAGGAGCCCAGAUUGCCAACCAAAAACUACAUGCAAAAACUGUAACCUCAGACGGACAGAAUAGCGACUCGGUAGUUUUGGUGUUUGAUGACGAGAACUGUGAAUGCGUAGUAUAA
Lingula anatina is the source of this 3555-nucleotide messenger RNA. RefSeq names its product transient receptor potential cation channel subfamily A member 1-like. Gene Ontology annotation, molecular function: calcium ion binding; protein binding; monoatomic ion channel activity. Gene Ontology annotation, cellular component: transmembrane transporter complex; membrane. NCBI's taxonomy places the organism in Eukaryota, Metazoa, Brachiopoda, Lingulata, Lingulida, Lingulidae. The record is from RefSeq and is a predicted model, not a curated record. Gene Ontology annotation, biological process: monoatomic ion transmembrane transport.